AUGCCUGCAAACAACAGCAAGCUGUGGUCGUCUCAGGAACUAGCCACUUUUUUAACUAUUCAGAGUGAGCUUGAUGGAUCAGUGAGAAAUGAAAAGGUGUUCCAAGAUAUUUCGCAGCGGAUGGCGGCAGAAGGAUUUGAACGGACGUCGGGUCAGUGUAGGGCAAAGCUUAAGAAGCUUAAAAUACAAUAUAAAAAAAUUAAGGAUGCCAACGGCCGUAGUGGAAACAGUCGCAGUACCUGGAAGUGGUACGAUGCCAUGGACGCCAUUUACGGUCAUAGGCCGGCAAACCAAGGCAGGGAGGGAGGUCUGGACUCUGCUACUGCACUUCUCGAGUCCAUGAUAGAACCUGUUGAUACAGUUGAAGGACUCUCCAAUGAUGCGUCAAACUUGUCUGAUGAUGGUCCGUCAAUGUCGUUCAGCAGCACCAGCACUAUUGCAUCACCACCUUCCAGCCAACCACAUAGUACGCCCAAUGCACCCCGGCAAACAGGUGAAAGGAGACGCUCGCAGCUGGAUCUGCGCACAGUCAUGGAGGAUAUGCGGGCAGCCGAGGAAAGGCAGCUGGAAAGGCUGGAUAUCCUUUCUGAGCGGAGGUUUCAGGCACUGCGUCAGGAUGCCCAGGAAGCUAUGCGCCAGGAGGCUGAAAUUGCACGGCAGCAGAUGGAGCAGUUGGCUACAUUCAACCAGGCCUUCCUGGGUGUCCUUGGGCAGCUUGUUCAAGUGCUAGCAGCCAGUCAUGAUACCAGACCACCGCCAAGGGAGUAG
This is a messenger RNA of Bufo bufo (common toad), 768 nucleotides long. RefSeq lists its product as uncharacterized. The transcript is spliced from 3 exons. The record is from RefSeq and is a predicted model, not a curated record. NCBI's taxonomy places the organism in Eukaryota, Metazoa, Chordata, Amphibia, Anura, Bufonidae. The coding region runs from base 1 to 768 and encodes 255 amino acids.